AUGCAAACGCCACUGACCAUGUGGUGGAUGGUUUUGCUGGUUGCUGCCAUUGAGACCGUACAUGCGGCAUCCCGAGACCAAUGGCUCGGACGGUCAGUCUACCAAGUAGUCACCGAUCGCUUUGCUCGAUCAGACAAUUCAACCACUGCGUUAUGUGAGGCGGCGCUGGGAGAGUACUGUGGUGGGAGUCUACAGGGCAUCAUAAACAAGCUGGAUUAUAUCCAGGACCUUGGGUUCGAUGCGGUAUGGAUAUCUCCAGUGCAAAGCCAGGAAUCGACUCUCACGGCGGAUCUUUCAGCAUACCAUGGGUAUUGGCCGAACGACUUGUAUUCCAUCAACUCCCAUUUCGGCACAUCCGAUGACCUCAAAAAGUUGUCCACAGCGUUGCACGCGCGUGGCAUGUACUUGAUGUUGGACAUAGUGGUAGGCGACAUGGCCUGGGCUGGAACUUCCUCCACUGUCGAUUACAGCAAGUUCAAUCCAUUCAAUGACAAGAAAUACUUUCAUGGCUAUAAGUUACUUUCUAAGGAUCCCAUGAAUGACACCUGUGUUUUGGAUUGCUGGAUGGGAGACAACACCAUAUCGCUUCCAGAUCUACGAAAUGAGGAUCAUGAAGUCCAGCAGAUGCUGGGUACCUGGGUUUCGCAGUUGGUUUCAAAUUACUCAAUUGAUGGCUUGCGAAUCGACAGCGUGUUGAACAUUCCUCCCGUAUUUUUCUCGAAUUUCACCAGAGCAGCUGGGGUUUUCACUAUGGGCGAGGGAGCCACAAGAGACGCAUCUGGUUAUUGUUCUCUUCAACCGGGUCUGAGCGGACUUUUGAAUUAUCCGCUGUAUUAUAUUCUCUCGGAGGCCUUCAAUACGACCAAUGGAGACCUGAACAGAAUUGUACAGUCCAUCGACUAUAUCAGAUCAAACUGCGAGGACGUGCUUCCCUUGGGAACAUUCACAUCGAAUCAGGAUGUUCCUCGCUUCGGGUCGUAUACCUCAGACAUCUCGCUGGCUCGAAACAUUCUCACGGUCAGCAUGCUCGCUGACGGUAUUCCAAUCCUUUACUACGGUGAAGAACAGCACUUGUCGGGUGCAUACAACCCGGUCAACCGGGAAGCCCUAUGGCAUACCAAAUACUCGAUGAAAUCGAGCUCCCUACCUUCGCUGGUUCAGUCAUUGAAUCGCAUUCGGACAUAUGCGAGUGGCGACGGAGAAAAGUCUGUGGUCGGCUCGGAGUCAGGAAAUGACUAUCUCUCGUACCUAUCAUUGCCAAUCUACAACUCAAGCAACAUCUUGGCCACACGCAAGGGAUUUACCGGUAACCAGGUUGUAAGCGUGGUAUCCAACUUAGGUGCCAAGCCAGCCACCAAAGCCACCACCAAAAUCACGCUUGGCUCCGACGGUACGGGAUUCUCAUCCGGACAAAAUGUGACCGAGCUUAUUUCUUGCAAAACAUAUGUGAUCGAUUCAAGCGGAAACCUCAAAGUGGACCUCAGCUCGGAUGGAGGGCCGCGGGUGUACUAUCCUACCGAGAGUCUGAAACGGAGCUCUAAUAUCUGUGGAGAUCACAUCCACACAUCAACAACCUCGUCAACCACUGCGAAGCCUUCUACCGGUGCUGGGAAUUCUUUAUUGGGUUUGUCGUGGGGGACGGGGACAUUGAUCGCCGCAGCUGCAUUCACCGCGUCCUGCAAUUUUAUCUAA
Messenger RNA from Penicillium nucicola, 1692 nucleotides. RefSeq names its product alpha-amylase. Gene Ontology annotation, molecular function: calcium ion binding; alpha-amylase activity. The transcript is spliced from 8 exons. NCBI's taxonomy places the organism in Eukaryota, Fungi, Ascomycota, Eurotiomycetes, Eurotiales, Aspergillaceae. The record is from RefSeq and is a predicted model, not a curated record. Bases 1 to 1692 code for a protein of 563 amino acids. Gene Ontology annotation, biological process: carbohydrate catabolic process.